AUCUACUUCUCUUUUGUUUCGUUUGUUGACAAUAAUCACUAGCUAGAUGGCGAUCCAACAAUCUCCCACCCUAUAAAUAUUGUCACCCACUCCAUCUCCAUCUCUCUAUCCAACCCAUAAGAAUGGCGGAAAAUGCAAACAACAAUGGCCUGCCGCCUGGCUUCAGGUUCUACCCGACAGACGAGGAGCUCGUCGUCCACUUCCUUCAGCGCAAAGCCGCCCUCCUCCCUUGCCACCCCGACGUGAUCCCCGAUCUCGACCUCUAUCACUAUGACCCGUGGGAUCUUGAUGGGAAGGCGCUGGCGGAGGGGAAGCAAUGGUACUUCUACAGCCGGCGGAGUGCAAACAAGGUGACGCAGAAUGGGUACUGGAAGCCCGCAGGGAUGGAGGAGCCCGUUAUCUCGGGUGGCAACAGGCGAGUUGGGCUGAAGAGGUACUUGAUGUUCUUCGCCGGCGAAGCGAAAACCAAUUGGAUGAUGGAAGAGUAUCGCCUCCCAGAUUCCUCCGCUACUUCUGGUAGCAGUAGCAGUUCCAGGUCGUCGAGAAGUACAAGAUCGCGCUCUCGAAUGGAUCAUAGCAAAUGGGUUAUUUGUCGGGUCUAUGAGAGCGACUCAAGUGAUGAUGACGAUGGCAAUGGGUCGAUAGAGCUAUCUUGCUUGGAUGAAGUAUUCUUAUCUUUGGAUGACCUUGACGAGAUUAGUUUGUUGAAUUGAUUAGCUUUGCAUGUAGUUAUCGAAUAUAGAUGUUCCCAAACAUACUAAUGAUGUAAUCUUCAUAUGAAGUCGUUUCAUGUUCUUAAUUAGUUUUGAAUGUUAUCAAUCAAAUGUAGAAAGAUGGAUUUAUUAAUUAUCUUCUCCUUGACAAUCAAUU
This is a messenger RNA of Linum tenue, 870 nucleotides long. Lineage: Eukaryota; Viridiplantae; Streptophyta; Magnoliopsida; Malpighiales; Linaceae. The record is from the annotation of a GenBank genome assembly.